Messenger RNA from Carlito syrichta (Philippine tarsier), 865 nucleotides. Its product is annotated as NAD-dependent protein deacetylase sirtuin-3, mitochondrial. Bases 173 to 775 code for a protein of 200 amino acids. The record is from RefSeq and is a predicted model, not a curated record. NCBI's taxonomy places the organism in Eukaryota, Metazoa, Chordata, Mammalia, Primates, Tarsiidae. Gene Ontology annotation, molecular function: NAD+ binding. The transcript is spliced from 4 exons.
CGCCCUUCCUGGCCGAUUUUGCUUCCUUUUCAGUGCACCUUGCCGGCCUCUGUCUUGCUGACGUGUCGAAGUCCGCUCUGUUACCGCUGCCUAAUCGAUAAUCGCUUCUAAUCUUUAGUUAUUGCAGACGGUGCUGGGUAUUACAGGUGGAAGAAGGCCCAUAUUUUCUUCUAUGAGUACUUCAAGCGUGACUAGAGGCGGAGGCAACAGUGAGGAGGGGAAGCUUUCCCUGGAAGACAUAGCUGCGCUGAUCCAGGCCAGAGUCUGCCAGCGGGUGGUGGUCAUGGUGGGGGCUGGCAUCAGCACGCCCAGCGGCAUUCCAGACUUCAGGUCUCCGGGAAGCGGUCUCUACAGCAACCUCCAGCGGUACGACAUCCCGUACCCCGAGGCCAUUUUUGAACUCUCAUUUUUCUUUCACAACCCCAAGCCUUUUUUCACUUUGGCCAAGGAGCUGUACCCUGGGAACUACAGGCCCAACGUUAUUCACUACUUCCUCCGACUGCUCCAUGACAAGGGACUGCUUCUGCGACUCUACACACAGAAUAUUGACGGCCUUGAGAGAGUGUCUGGCAUCCCAACCUCAAAGCUGGUUGAAGCUCAUGGAACAUUUGCCUCUGCCACCUGCACUGUCUGUCGAAGAUCCUGCUCAGGGGAGGACUUUUGGGUGAGUUAUCCCACUGAUGUUCUCUUUUCUGCAGUUUGCAGUGGGGGUGAUCUGGAAAAGUGGUGUUUUAUAAGCAUGUGUCACAAGGACAAUAAAACGGUAGUAGUGUGAAGAUUUGUGUGAAAAAAUGUUCAGUUCAUUGGCAUUUAGUAUAUUCAUAGUAUUAUAAGCCCACUGUCUCUAUUGGGUUUUAAAACAUUU